AUGUCACUUUUACAUGUUGGCUACGAGCUCAAAGAACAGAAAGCAAUGGACAUCUCUGCUUUUCUGUUUUUGAGUACCAGUUUUUUUCUUUUCUACUUUGUAUUCUCACAUACCGCUGACAACAUUACUCAAUCCCAAUCCCUCAGUGAUAGUGAGGGCACAACCUUGGUUUCUAAAGAUGGAGGCUUUGUUCUGGGGUUCUUCAGUCCAGGGGAUUCCACUAACUGUUACUUGGGAAUUUGGUACAUCAAUAUCCCAAUUAAAACGGUUGUUUGGGUAGCAAACCGGCACAAUCCAAUCAAAGACUCGUCUAGCGUGUUGAUGGCAAAUUCAACAAAAGAAGCGGGGAAUUCAAAAGUACAGCUUUUAGAUUCUGGAAAUCUAGUAUUAAGAGAAGAGAAUGAAGAAAAGCCAGAAAAUUAUUCGUGGCAAAGCUUUGACUAUCCUUCUGAUACGUGGCUACCAGGGAUGAAGGUUGGAUGGGACUUCAGGACUGGUCUGGAAAGGUGCCUAACUGCGUGGAAGAGUCUAGAUGAUCCAUCUCUCGGAGAACUGAGUUGGGGAAUUGAACUUCAUGAUUACCUUGAGAUAGUCAUGAAGAAAGGCUCCAAUAAGUUCUUCCGGAUUGGCCCAUGGAAUGGCCGUGUUUUCAGUGGUGCACCGAAGUUAAGGGCCACCCUAGUUUACGACUUCAGUUUUGUGUCCAACAAGGACGAGUUAUACUUCAUGUUCCACAUGAUUAACACGUCUUUAAUCUCAAGAGCAGUUUUGAACCAAACUUAG
This is a messenger RNA of Quercus lobata, 783 nucleotides long. RefSeq names its product S-locus-specific glycoprotein S13-like. Gene Ontology annotation, biological process: recognition of pollen. The transcript is spliced from 2 exons. The record is from RefSeq and is a predicted model, not a curated record. NCBI's taxonomy places the organism in Eukaryota, Viridiplantae, Streptophyta, Magnoliopsida, Fagales, Fagaceae. The coding region runs from base 1 to 783 and encodes 260 amino acids.